GCGGCCCUUAGUGAUAGCCUAGUGACUGAGCCUUGGUUACCGCAGCUUCAUGCGUUUCCUGGCCCAGGUUCUCCGCCGUGCCCGCAACCUGCUGCUUCAAGCCGAGACCAGGCUGGUCGGUAUGUGCGCGGGGGUGAGCUCCACGUACGCCGGGCCUCACCUGCUCAGGCUGCCAGCCGUGCCGGGCUACGAGCCCUCCAAAAGCAACGAUAUGCUGUUCUGCCAUGCGCAGGAGCUGGGGCACAGGCCGCAUCAUGUCAUUUAUUUCCCAGGGGAUGUGCAGAAUUAUAGGGAUGUCAUGGCAAGUCAUUCAGAGAAUUACCGUUGGAAGCGCUGGAGUCUUGAAGACACUGCUGCACUGUUAUCUCGCCGUUUUCACACCAGCCAUAUCUGGAUAGUGAAACCUUCCCGUAUGCAUCUGCACAAGUUUAGCUGUUAUGACAACUUUGUUGAAAGUAACAUGUUUGGUGCACCAAAGCACAGUGGGGAGCUGCUUGCUUUCAGACAACUUCUUUCAUUGCUUGUGAAUGCUUUCCCAGUGGCACAGAAUGUUCUGAUGUCUCAGAGUAACAAAUAUGGUGUUAGUAGAGACUAUAAUAUAUCCUCUUUUGAUGCCAGCCCCUCACAUGCAGAAAAUGGCUGUCACUCGGAAAGAAAAAGUGCAUCAAAUUGCCCUGAAUACUUUACAAGUCAUUUUGGUUCGCCGUUUAUAAGAGAUUCUUUAUCGUUUACUGUAAUCGGAUUCAGCAAAGGCUGUGUGGUAUUAAAUCAACUGCUUCAUGAGCUCCAAGAAGCGCAUCAAGAUAAAGAUGUUAAUUCUUUUCUUGCAAACAUAGAAUCUAUGUAUUGGCUGGAUGGUGGCCACUCUGGAGGAAGUGAAACGUGGAUCUCCCGACCUGAUAUUUUGAAAGUGUUUGCUCAGACAGAGAUUGCAGUUCACACCCAUGUCACUCCAUACCAAGUGAGUGACUCAAUGAGAUCUUGGAUUGGAGAAGAGCACAAGAAGUUUGUACAGAUUUUGAAAGAAUAUCGAGUAACUGUUGAUAACCACUUACAUUUUAUGUAUGAAAUCCCUUCCCUGGAUAAUCAUUUCAGAGUUCAUGAAGUAUUCUGAAACCGUUAAGAGUAAAGGUUAAUCAUAAAGUUGAAUCAAAGAAAAUAACUUAGCUUCACUGUGCAGAGAGAAAGCAGUAGUCAGUCUAUGCAAACCAGAUUUUUAAAAGUUGGAUGAUAAUGGAAAUAAAUAAGCUAUAAUAGUCUGCCUACAGCAUGUAUUAAUCAUACUACUGUAAGAAAUUAUGAUUACUGAACUAUUUUAUUUGAAGAGCUUAUCUAUAUUAAUUGUGUUCUGUUUAAAUAUAAAAUGUAGUGUAUCCAUAUCCAACCAUGUUUCAGAUAAAGGUCACUGUGAUUAAAGGGACAAUCAAAGCACCCUCACAUUUGCAGUCUGUUGCGGUGGUUGUGAUUCUAGGAGACCAUGUGUGCAGUUCUUUCAGUUUUUGACAAAGUUCUUGUUGAACCUUUUGCCCCUAAAGUUAUGCUUCCGACUUGGGUACUUUUGCCUUAAAUUUGAAAUUCAAUUUGAAUUUUCACUUUAGUAAAUACAGCUGGCAUCCAUAGCAUUCUUGAAUCACUACCAUUAUAUUUACUGAAUAUGGUGAUUAGCAAUUUAAGAAUUAAUUUGAACAAAAUGUUUUUGGGAACCUAUUUUCAGUUUAUAAUUUGUAACAGGUGAGCUUCUAGAUCAGGUUUUAUUUUACAUUAAAACACUGACAAUUGCUUGUGAACAUUAACAUUGUAAAAAUCAAAACCUGCAGUUGGAGUUUUUACAAACUUUAAAAAUC
This is a messenger RNA of Pelobates fuscus (common spadefoot toad), 1844 nucleotides long. It is a transcript of the gene C8H2orf69, whose product is annotated as chromosome 8 C2orf69 homolog. NCBI's taxonomy places the organism in Eukaryota, Metazoa, Chordata, Amphibia, Anura, Pelobatidae. The transcript is spliced from 2 exons. The record is from RefSeq and is a predicted model, not a curated record. The coding region runs from base 50 to 1114 and encodes 354 amino acids. Gene Ontology annotation, cellular component: mitochondrion.